Closterium sp. Naga37s-1 is the source of this 4329-nucleotide messenger RNA. The record is from the annotation of a GenBank genome assembly. NCBI's taxonomy places the organism in Eukaryota, Viridiplantae, Streptophyta, Zygnematophyceae, Desmidiales, Closteriaceae.
AUGGAGGGAGGUCGUAACGUCGUGGACGCGGCUGGUCGAGGCGAGCCAAUGGACGAGCAUGUCGUGAAUGAAGCGCCGUACGAUGCACAGGUCCUGCCGUCGUUGACCCGUCCGCCUGUGCGACCCGCGACCGUGAAUCUCUCGAUGGAUGACUUUCUCUGUCCUAUCUGCCGCGAUUUGAUCUUCAAACCCGCUGUCAACGCGUGCGGCCACGUGUUCUGCUUCUGGUGCGUGCAUCGCGCCAUGACGCCCUACAGCGAGAGCCGCUGCCCCAUGUGCCGCCGCGCCUUCGCGCACUUUCCUGGAGUGUGCUGGCUGCUGCACCGCUUCCUCUCCUCCGCCUUCCCCGCGGAGCUCCGCGCGCGCGCCAGGGACGUCGCGGAGGAGGAGCGCGCCAUGGGCACCUUCUCGCCCUCCGCGCCCCCUGCGCCCUACGCGCCAUCCGCUCCCCCCCCGCCCCCUUUGCUUGAGGCAGAGGCGGAGGAACGAGGGGAGGGCAGGAGAGACGUGGUGCAGGAGGAAAAUGGGGAGGGGCGAGCGGGGGAGGGCAGGAGAGAGAGGUUGAGUGCGACGGAGGGGGUGUUUCUGGCGUACUGGCAGCAGCAGUUCUCAUGUGGGGUGUGCCGCCUGCUGCUGCUGCACCCCGUCGUGCUCAACUGCGGUCAUGUCGUGUGCGCUGCCUGCACAUCUACCCACCUCACCACUUCAGCAAGCACGCCCUCUCUCGCCCACCCCUCCUCCCCCCCGCUCUCCCUCCGCCACUCCUCCCCCUCCUUACCUCAUCUCAGCCCGCCCCAUACCCUCCCUCCGCACACUCUCCCGCCCCACUCCCUCCUUCCAACGAGGCGAGUGGAGGCAUGUGUGCCGCUGCAUGCCGCCCUCUCCGCCCUCUUCCCUGCCGCCCUGCAGAGGCGCGAGCAGGAGAGGUGCAGAUGUGAACGGACGGCUGAGAUUACUUGGAUGAGAGAGGAAGAUCAGGUUGAUGGCAGGGAAGGAGAGGAGGCAGGAAGAGGAACAAGAGAAAUGGGAGAGGAGGGAGGAGGUGAAAGGAGAGAGAGCAGGGAGAGGAGAGGGAGGCUGCUAGCAGCUGGUUCCGGUGCAGAAGAGGGUGUGAGAGAGGAGGGCGUGAGGGAAUGGGACAGAAGUGAGCGAACUGGUAGGGAAGGGGGGGAGGCAGGGAGUGACGAGAACAGAGGAGGAGAGGAGGGGAGGGAAGGGAGGGGGAGAGGGAGCAUCCAGUCAGACACGGAGGGAGGGAGAGGAGAGGAGGAGGAGAGCAGGGUGGGCGAUGUGACUGCGGUGAGAACAAGAGAGGAGAGCAGAGAAGAGGCAGCUUUGGCAGAGGGGCAGCAGCAGAUGAGCGAGGGAGAGAGCACGGCGGUGCGGGCGGCGUGGGAGCGCGUGCAUGCGGUGGUGCGGCGGCUUGACCUGGCGCGCCUUGAGGGGAGCAGCGAGGGGCAGAGCGAGGCGGAGCAGGAGGCACUGAUGAGGGAGCUGGAGGAGACGAGGCGAGCCAACUUUAUCCACAUCAGCGUCGGUUGUGAUGGAUGCGGGGCCUUCCCCAUAGUGGGGGCGCGCUACAGGUGCCUUGACUGCCCGGAGCGAGUGGGCUUUGAUCUCUGUGCCGCCUGCUACAGCUGCCCGCCCCCGGUGGUGGGGCGCUUCAACCAGCGCCACGUCAGCACGCACCGCAUGGUGGAGGUGCGGCAGAGAGACGGCGUGAUGCAUCGGAUAUUCGAAUCGGUGCAUCCGAAGCUCAUGGCUCGGCUCAUGGCAUUCAUAGAGGAGGAGGAGGAGGAGGAGGAGGAGGAGGAGGAGGAGGAGGAGGAGGAGGAGGAGGAGGAGGAGGAGGAGGAGGAGGAGGAGGAGGAGGCGCGGAGGGAGGAGAGAGUACAAGUGCAUCCGGAGCUUAUGGCUCGGCUCAUGGCAUCCAUAGAGGAGGAGGAGGCGGACCAGGUGGGGGAGAGGGGGAUAGAGAUGGAAGGAGAAGAGGCGGAUGGGAGAGAAGAUUUGAGUGGAGAAUGGGAGGAGGCGAGUGGGGACGGAGAUGAUGUUGAGAGCACUUGCGAGGAAGGGGUGGGAAGGAGGGUGGGGACAGAGGCGGUGGAUGCGGAAGGAGAGGAAAAUAGAGACCGUGAGGCUGAGAGGAAAAGGGUGAGAGAGGGAGAAGAGGAGGUUGGAGAAGAAGAGAACGGAGAUGGAUAUGGGGAGGAAUUUGGAGGCCUUUUUGCAGCAAGGCAGAGAGACAGAAACACUAUGACUGCGUAUGGGGAUUGCGUGGGAGGAAGUAGGGAAACUGAUAGGAUCGAGGAAGACGAAGGGAGCGAAAAUGAUAAUGGGAGUGAGGGGAAUGGAGUGGGUGGCCAAGUGGGUAGUGGGGGGGUAGUAGGAAGGCGAAGGAGACGGGCAGUGAGUGAUGUUGAGGGCAGUGGGAGAAAGCGACACAAGCAGGAUGAGGCAGGAGGCGGAGAGCAUGCACGAGGCGGAGAGCAUGCACGAGGCAGAGAGCAGGAAUGUGGGCCAUUAGACCUGGCAGCUUCGCCGGUGUUGAAAUACAGUGCGAGAGAGGGGCGUGGGGAAAACGAUGGCAGGGGGGUUCAGCGAGACUGGCUAGUGGAGCGGCGAGACCAAGAAGACGCUGGUGGGUCGAGCAGGCAUGAGGGGAACACGCAUUUGGGAUUGGCGGAUGAAGAGGGUAAAAUGCGAGCAAGCGAGGAAGACCGGAGCCUCUUGCUCACUGCAGCAGGACUCUCUCUUUGCCUUGGGGAUUCCACCGGAAAGCGCUUUGGUGGUGGCGGUGAUGGUGUUGGCGCUGCGGAUGUUUCCACAGCAAUACGUGUCGGCAUAAGCGCGGGAGGAGAAACUAUGGGGUGUGGUCGUGAUGGUAUAGGCGAUGCUGCUGCCAUGGGUACUGCUGGUUGUGCCGUUGCUGCUUCUGAUGCUACUACCUUUCAUGCAAAGGCUGUGAGCGGCAUAACUGAGAAAGGAGGAGAGGUGGCAGCAAAGAGCAGGAUGGGCGUGUCAGGAGGAAGCACAUGCGGUGUGGGGGAAGUUCAGCUUGACGUGGGAAGGAUUUGGAGCAGAGGAGCAAGGGAAGGACAGGGGGAAGGGCACAAUGAAGGGGCGGCUUUGCUGGAUGGCAGUAGAGGAGUAAAGGAGAGUGGACGGGUGGAGCAACAAGGGGACGAUGCUCCCUGUGCUGGUGGAGAUGCGGCUGCAGCCGCUGGCUUUUCCGGUGCUGGUGCUGGCGCGUCCGGUGCUGCUGGUGGUGGUGGUGCUGGUGAUGGUGCUGCUGAUUCUGGUCUCGGAAGAAUAGGGGAGGUGGGCAGUGGGUCCGGUUUAGGGUGGCAACAAAGGAUGGUAAACCUUGUCCUGGUAUCAACGAGUAAUGGUCGUGCCGACCGUGCGAAUAGAGAAGGAGACCUCUCACAGCGGAGCAAGGGUAGGGAGGCAACAGAAAGGAAAAAUAUUUGGCUUUCUGUGGCACGGGAGGGCACAUUUGGGGGAGGUGGAUCUGCUACAAACAGCCACGGGAAAGAGAGGGUGGUACGUGCAUCAUCAGAAAACCGAAGGUUGAGAGACAGCAGAGGAGUAGCAGAGGCAGGUACAAGUGGGGCAGGCUUAAGUGAGGCAGCGCACUCUGAUGGAAGAAGCCAUGAGAGGGAGAGGGCCCAGCAGGUGUUGGCAGAGAGCCAAACUGCGAGACGAGUAGAGAGUAGCGGAGGAGGGGAGCUCAAGGACGGCAGGAUAUCGAGAAGUGGUAAAAGCAGUGGACGGAGCGAGGAGCAGCAGAGUGAGAUGGGCACUAGCUGUGAAUCUGGGAGGGAGAGAGGGAGUGGAGAAGAUGGAGGAAGCAGAGGGGAAGGGGGGGGUGGAGAGGCGAGAGGGCGUGGAGGAGAGAGGGGGAGCGGCAAGAAGAGGGGGAGUGAAGGGGAUAAGGGAAGCAGCGGGGAGAAGGAGAGUGGAAACAGUGGAGGAGGGGCGAGAGGUGCAGCUGCAGCUCGGAAGCACAGGAGGUGUUGGUCGCCUGACAUUCAUCAGCGGUUCGUCAAAGCGCUGGAGUCGCUGGGUGGAUGUCAUGGUGCGUGCAUGUGUGCAUGUGCGCUAAUGAGCAUGAAUCUCUGGACAUGUUUCCAUUCCAUGUGCCUUUCCAUCCUCUCCUUUCCAUUCUUCUCUCAAUCUCUCGAUCCCAUCCACGCUCCACUCGCUUCCUCCCUCACGGCAGUGGCCACACCGAAGCAGAUCAACGCGCUGAUGAAGGUGGACGGGCUCACCAACGAUGAGAUCAAGAGCCACCUGCAGGUGAGGAUGGUCGCAGGUGAAUGGUGA